AUGGUCAAAUCUGCAGAUGUCCAUGAAAUCGUUUUGAAACUCUCAUCUGAUAAGGCCAAAGCCCGUGAAGAAGGGAUUAAGUUGUUGAAUACAUGGCUAGAAGGAGAAAGGUUGAUUGAGUUCUGUAAAUAUAUGGGACGCAAUACAUCCAUGCUCAAACCUCAUGAGGUACCACACGCUAAAACUUGGCCUUUUCUUGUUAAAUUGCUCACUGAAGCUAUAAAGUUGGAGGUGUCUGCAAGUAAGAAGCGGCUGCCCAAGUUGGCAUUUGCAAAGACUCUUAGAAUUGUGGUACAACGAGCUGAAGAUGGAAAGAGUUUACAUCUUCUCCCUGUGGCAAAAUCACUUUUCAAUCAUAUAUGGAAGAUUUUAAACGAUGUUCCAAGCUUCCAGUCCGAAUAUGGAAUUAUUCUACGACAUCUUUUGGCAGUUAAACAUCUUCAGUUUCACUUGAGAAAGAAUGUAUACUCUAGUCUGGUGCUUCUGUACAUGGAAAAGGUUGAGAUAAGCUUGAGUGAACGCAGUACCGGACAAUCAAUUAUUAAGGAGGAGGUCUUUCGGUGCAUCCUCACACUUCAUUCACUUCUUGAUAGUCCUCCUGGAGAUUUUCCUGAUGAUCUUCGUGUGGGAAUAACAAAAGGUUUUAUUGAGAUUUUCUCUAAUUUAAGGGAUGAGGGGAAGAUUUUGCGCAAAUUGGUUGAGUGUAUUAAUACAUAUUUGAUUAGGGAUGGUCCAAAUAUGGGCAGUCGAUCUUUAGAAAUUCAUGAUGCUGUGCAUCAGUUUCUAUUUCGUGUUUGGGUAACGACUCAUGAUCGUGGUCUGAAGGAUGCACUUGUUUUAUACGCAAGGUUACAAUUAAAGUUAGCAAGAGGAACUACUGAUGGCAGUGUUUUAUUGGAACAACUUUUGGAUAUAAUAGGAAAGGAACUAGAUCAAAUUAGUACCCCCACUACCAGUCUGCCAUGGAAUGAUACAACAAGGGAUGAUAAGCGAGGUACAUUAACAAACUCACAAUCCAGUUUGAUGGAUCUUGCAGCUAUUGUCUUUUGUCGGGCAUGCCUUAUUUCAUUUAAAGCGCCUGUAGCUGAUAAACGAGCUAAAAGGGAGAAUACUGUUGUCUAUUUAAGCGAACAAAUCAUCAAAGGGAAGUGGUCUUGGAAUGCAGCAUUUUGCUUCCUUAUUCGCAACUACUCUAGUCGCAUUAAGCAUGAUCAUUUCAUCUACUGGUUUGAAGGAUUAUCCACAAACUUUGAGAGAAUAAUGAACAAAGCAACCAUGGAGCAUGCUUAUGAUGGUCUUCUGUGGACUCUACGGAGUCUUCAAGGACUCUCAUCAGUACUUCUACGUCCUAUUUAUGGAGUGGAGUGCUCAGCAAAAGUGGAAUUUACCAGUAAUCAGUUGUAUAGAGGCUGGCAUACAAUAUGGAACACUCUACUGCGUGGUUUACCAAUGUUCAACAAUGUUACAUCAGUUGCAGAUGCUGCUCUUAUACUCCUUGGAAAUAUUAAUUUGAGUGAUCCAAUGAACAACUUUAUUGUAGCUCAUGAUGUAUGGGAUCUUCGGUUGUUUAAAAAUUCUCCAUCAGUGUCUCUUUUACGCUUCAUAUCGGGUUAUUUUUCAAAGAAAGGAUCCCAUGGUGACAUGCAGGACGUUUUACAUCUGAGAAAAGAUCUCUUAAGGACGGUUAUGGGCUUACUUAACUGGAAGGGACAUAUGGUGUUCAAUGAGCAUACAGUCGUACUGUUGCCCGCAGCUGUAUUCUCUCUUUGUGCUGGUUCUUCUUGCUUUACAAAUUGUGAUAAAGGAUGUUCUUUGGCUCAUCUUCUUGUAGAUAUCCCUGUAACCAUUGAUGACAGCAUUGAGGUUGAAAAACUAGAGCAGGAAAAUUCACAUGAUUUGUUCGAUUGCUUUAUGGAAGUGCUUGCUGAAGUUUUUCUCGAUUCUCAUUCAGAGGUAGCCCAGUCUCCAAGCCACCAGAAGGUGCGUCUCCCCCGUCAUUUAAGGGAGUCACUGCUUCAUGAAACGGAGCUCGGAAUUCUUGAGGUUUUGGAAAACAAAGAGAUUGAGAAAAUGAUUCUCUCAGAUAUUUUCUUCAGAUGUGCUCUUUUGUCAAAUUUCCUGUAUGGUUCAUAUGUUACAAGGUUGAAAGAAGAAAACGUUUCUUUCUUCUCCGAAGUUGGUCAGUACAUGUUAGAAAUGCUGAGUCAUGCUGUUUCAGUGAUUGAAAAACGUUCCAGUGAUAUUCAGUGUGGUAGUCAUGGCUUAAAUGCUGGUCUUGAGGGCAUGGACUCCAUUCAAACUUCUUUAAAAUGUUUUAUUGGUUCCCCCCUCUUUAGCUAUCAAGAUGGUGGUGGUGAUUGUACGUUUUAUAAUGAUAUUAUCUGGUCAACCAAAAGACUUUUGAAGGCUCUGACUAAACUAUAUGAAGAAGUUUCUGAUGGCACACGUAAUCCUCAGUCUGAGAUAGAUCAAUCAGAUUGGCCAAAUCACAAUAAUAUGACUGUCUUGGAUGCAGAGCUUGAUGAAAUUGAUGAUUUAGAAGAUGUUGAUAUUAUGAGUAGUGGUGGAGAGAAUUCUCGAGUGUCUCCUACUGUUAAAUGGAAGCUGGAAAUUAUAUCAUUAAUCUCAAGCUUUUUUUCGGUUCUUCCAGUUGACACAUGGGAUGUUUUGUUCAAUUUGAGGCAAACAGAAAGUGAUCAAAGGCUGAUGGAAUGCCUUAUGCUUAACCUUUGUGAACAUCCUUGCUGGUCCUCUUGUCAAGGGUUUUCUGACAUGGUUUUAUCACUGGACAACAUGGUUGAUAGGCUUUCUGAUGUUAAGCUUCAGCCAACUAAGAUACUGACCGCUAUAUGUGGCCUGUUACAGACGUUGAUGUCAAACAAAGUUACAAAGGAAAAGAAUCUCGGUCAUUCUAUCAAAUCAGGAUUAUCUGAACAGGUGGCAUCACAAACUUCCAUGGAGCUAAUUCUAGAGGACGACUCUCAGAGUUUGGUACCACUGGGUGAUCUUGUUAUCAAAAUUGCAGAGAAUGACCAAUUUGAUUGGUUAGGCCGCGUGAAACUCAUUGAUUGCAUAUGCAACUUUGUAUUACUUAGUCCUCAAAUUGGUCAGGGCAUGGUUGAGAAGCUGUUACUUAUGCUCCGAGAUCCUGAUUUCCGUGUUCGAUUUUCCCUAGCAAGAAGAAUUGGUGUUCUUUUCCAAACGUGGGAUGGCCAUGAUGAGCUCUUCCAGGAUAUACUGUCAAAUUUUAGUAUAAAAUUGGUGGUGUUAUUUAAGGAUAAGCUCGUUAAAGCCAAUGAGGUUUUAGCUGCUGGUCAUCAACCACGCCCUAUCAUGGAAACCAUCAUUGUAACCCUUGUCCAUCUUGCCCUGCACAGUGAGAAAAUUGAGUUGGAGGCUGUUUUUAUGAUCUGUGUUAUUGCUGCUAUUGAUUCCUCCCAGAGGGAGCUGGUUGCUGCUGUACUUGACAACCUUUCUAAAAAACUACAAUACAACUCCAGAUCAGAGUACAUUGGAGAGCUUAUUGCACCAAUUAUUUUCUUCUGGGUCCAGUGUGGUGUAAGCUUGGCUGCAUUAGUUGAGACACGUGAACUUUUUGUUCUCAAUGUGGAAGCUAGUAAUUUCAUUCAAUAUUGUUGCCGUUGGCUUCUUCCAGCUUUGGUUUUGCAUAACGAUGUUUCCAACUUGAACUGGGUUGCCAAGGUUUCCGGUCAAUCUUCUGCAGCACUUAUUAAGAGUCACUUUGUACAUAUCUUUUCAGUUUGUAUAGCAUUACAUUGCAGCAAAAGGUCUGGGUGGGAAUCUGGAACAGCAGCACUUCAGAGUUCAAUAUUAAGUAUCUCUGGGUUAUCUGAGAAGGAGCGGGACACCCUUAUUAAGAAACACAUGGUUUCUAUUGUCAGUUACAUUUUAUCACUUGCUUCCCGGUUAUCAGAACCUGCAUUGCCUUUCUUUACCAAGGAUACAAUUCAACGUGCUAUUCAAACAGUGGUCGAUGGUUUCUUGAACAUGGAAGAAGCUCCUUGCAGCAUGGUUGUAGUGGACAAAAUCAACAUUUUUCGCCCCGAUAGAGUUUUUAUGUUCAUACUUGAAAUGCAUCAUAAAGUUACAGCGUCUAUUCACCAUAGGCACAGAUGUAACAGGUUGUCUGGUAUUGAGGUGCUUGUUAAUGUUCUUGGACAUAGAGCUGCAGUACCAAGCACUUCCAAUUAUCUUUUCACCUUAGUGGGGCAAUUCAUUGAUUAUGGUCCUUUACAAGACCAAUGUUGUCAGAUUAUCUCUGCAUUGCUCAAAACCCUUAAAGACAACCAAUCUAAAUAUGGUAUUGAUGUGCUUGGUGAACAACUUCAGUUUCUGGUAUCAAAGCUAGUUGAUUCUUGUAUACCCUCAAAAUUUGAUAUUAAACAUUCCCUCACUCAUCCAUCUGAGGCUUUAUCACUGCUUCAUGAGCUUGUUGUGGAUUCUGAUCCGUCUCUUCAUAAGCAUAUCAAAGAACUUGGGCCCUUUCCUGAAUUUGAUAUAUUUGAUAGACUACGCAAGUUUCAUCGCGAAGUGUGCCAAGAUUACUCUGCAAGAGACCACUUAUUAGAGUUUGUGGGAAGAUCUAGUCAUCUUCCACCACGGCUGGUUAUAUGCAGUCUCAAAGCUUUGCACAGUAUCAUGUUCACGGGUUCGAAUGGCCAGUUCAGAUGCAUCAAACAGUUUUGGAGCAUUUGUUCUGAUUUUUUAUCAAUGAUUGGUAUUGGGGAUCCACAUCGUGUUGUUUUCCAUCUUCCUGGAGAGUCAAACCGGAUACACAUUUGCAAGCCUCUUUAUUCGGAUGGUGGUAGUGGCUUCAGUUUUCAUAUGGAUUCAGGUUUAUCUGAAGAGCUCUUAAUUGCAGUGAUGCAGCUUUUGAAGAAGUAUUUGAUGGAUGAAUCUGUCGAGAUAAUUGAGAUGGCAUCACAAGCAUUACGUGGGAUACUUUCAACUGAAAGGGGUCACCGAGCUUUACUAUCACUUGAUUCUUAUGAGAGGUCUAUACUCGAGGUUCAUUCCAAGGGUGUUAAUGUGGAGCUAGUUCAGAGUUCCUUAAUGGAUCUAGAAAGGAAGUUCAGUGGUCAAGCCUUUACAAUUGAGAAGACUUCUACAUGGGAGACUCGUGGAAAAACAUUUGAGACAUGGAUCUCUCAGCUAGUUUAUGCACUCAUUUAUUUUUGUGAUGAUACUAUCUUAAGGUUAUGCCAGGAUAUUGUGCUGCUGAAAGCUGAAGUUGCGGAGCUUCUUUUGUCAAAUGUUAUGGUCAAUCUUGCAAAGAGGAAGAAUUUAGACAUUGAUCUUUGCAAGCUGAUCUCCGUGAAGGUGGUGGAAGAGAUAGUUGUUGAAUCCAAUAGCUUAAUCAGAUCAGUUCAGGUUAUUUUGGAUGCACUCAAUGAACUUCGACUCUGUCAUGUAAUGGAGAGAGCUACUUCUGUUCCUUCUAAAACCGAAGGCUCAAAGCAUGCGAAGUCAUCUAGUUAUAGCUCAAGAUCUCGUUCUACACCACGUAAGGCAACAGACCAUACUGCAACAUCUACUCAACCACUCACUUCUACAUUAUGUUGGGAAAAGGUUUAUUGGCUUCCCAUUGACUACCUUGUUGUUGCUAAGUCAGCCAUUGGCUGUGGCUCAUAUUUCACUGCUGUGUUGUAUGUGGAGCACUGGUGUCAAGAGCAUUUUAGCUGCCUCACGUUAGGAAGUCCAGAUUUUUCCCAUCUAGAAAUGCUACCACACCACAUAGAAAUUCUAGUUGCAGCAGUUACCCAAAUAAAUGAACCAGACAGUUUGUAUGGGAUCAUCCAGUCUCACAAGCUGACAUCACAAAUAAUCACCUUUGAGCAUGAGGGUAACUGGAGUAAAGCUCUUGAGUACUACGACCUACAAGUACGAUCUGAGGCAUCGAUUGAGAUGGGUAAUAAUAGUUCCUGUGAUCCAUCCUUAUCUUCAUCUUCCUCCAAACCAGAAGAUGAAAUGAAACAAAGAAAACCACACAAAGGGCUGAUCAAAUCUUUACAACAAAUUGGUUGCACUCAUAUGUUGGAUAUGUAUUGCCAAGGGCUAAUGUACAAAAAAGGCCACUUUCAGGAUGACUUAGAGUUCAAUGAGCUACAGUUUGAAGCUGCUUGGCGUGCAGGAAAUUGGGAUUUCUCUGUACUGUCCAUGGACACUAGUUCUCCUAAGCCAAGUCAACGGAUCAGACAUAGCCGUUUCAACCAAAGGCUACACAGCUGUUUGAGGGCUUUCCACGAGGGAGAUGUGAGCGAAUUUAACCUGAACCUCAAAGAAUCUAAGCAGGAGCUUCUGUUCUCUAUCUAUCAUGCAAGUGAGGAGAGCACAGAAUAUAUUUAUUCCACUAUUGUGAAGCUCCAGAUUUUCUGUCAUCUUGGACUGGCCUGGGAUUUGCGAUGGGCAUGGUUGGAUGGGAAGAAAGAUAAUGACAGCGAGGCACAAAGAUUAUUAUCUGGACCUUUGAUUCCCAACAUGGACCAGUUGUCAUGGUUGAAUACGGAAUGGAGCUGCAUUCUGAAUCGUGCACAGUUACAUAUGAACCUGUUAGAACCGUUCAUGGCAUUCAGAAGAGUUAUGCUUCAAAUUUUAAGCUGUAAGGACUGUACUGUCCAACAUCUUUUGGAAUCUGCAUCUAUUCUUCGUAAGGGCUCUAGAUUUUCUCAAUCUGCUGCGGCAUUGCAUGAGUUUAAGUCCCUCUACAUUGGUAUGGGAGGAGAAGAUUCUAAACUCUAUUGGCUUGGAAGGGUUGAAGAAGCAAAGCUUCUGCGAGCCCAAGGUCAGCAUGAGAUGGCAAUUAAUCUUGCAAAGUACAUCUCUGAAAAUCGCAAAAUGAAUGAGGCGGCAGCAGAUGUAUAUCGUCUAGUUGGAAAAUGGCUGGCUGAAACACGUUCUAGCAACUCUAGGACUAUCUUGGAGAAGUAUCUGAAAAAUGCAGUCAACCUUGCUGACAAACACCAGUCAACAGACAAGAAGUCAGUUGCAAGACAAGGCCAAACACAUUUCCAGCUUGCUCAUUAUGCGGAUGCUCUUUUCCGUAGCUAUGAGGAAAGACUCACCUCUAAUGAGUGGCAAGCAGCAAUGCGCUUGAGAAAACAUAAGACAAAAGAGUUGGAUGCACUUUAUAGGCGAUUCAAGAAUUCAUCCAAGGGUGAUAAAACAGAUUAUUCAGUAAAAAUACAAGAGUUGCAAAAACAACUUACAAUGGACAAAGAGGAGGCUGAAAAGUUGCAGCAAGAUAGAGAUAAUUUCCUCAGCAUAGCAUUGGAAGGAUAUAAGCGAUGUCUAGUCAUAGCUGACAAAUAUGACGUUCGAGUGGUGUUUCGACUUGUAUCUCUGUGGUUUGGUUUAUCCACAAGACAAAUUGUUGUAGAUGGAAUGCUCAGUACAAUCAAAGAGGUGCAGUCUUGCAAGUUUAUACCCUUAGUAUACCAAAUUGCUUCAAGACUGGGUAGCUCAAAAGAUAGUCAGGGACCUAAUACUUUCCAGUUCGCUUUGGUUUCUCUAUUAAAGAAAAUGGCAAUCGACCAUCCAUACCACACAAUCUUUCAGCUUUUGGCACUGGCCAAUGGUGAUCGUGUCAAGGAUAAGCAACGAAGUAGAAGCUCAUUUGUGGUGGAUAUGGAUAAAAAGUACGCUGCAGAAACGCUCUUAAAAGAGCUAUCCUCGCACCAUGGAGCUGUGAUUAGACAAAUGAAACAGAUGGUAGAAAUUUAUAUCCGGCUUGCUGAACUGGAAACAAAACGAGAGGAUACCAAUAAAAGGAUGGCUCUACCAAGAGAAAUUCGCAGUGUUAAGCAACUUGAACUCGUACCUGUGGUGACAUCAUCUUUUCCGGUUGACCCUAGUUGUCAGUAUGAGGAAGGGUCAUUCCCACAUUUCAAAGGCUUAGCAGAUUCAGUCACGAUCAUGAAUGGAAUAAAUGCUCCAAAAGUUGUCGAGUGCCUUGGUUCGGAUGGUAAAAGAUAUCGACAGCUUGCGAAAUCAGGAAACGAUGACCUCAGACAAGAUGCUGUAAUGGAACAGUUCUUUGCAUUGGUGAAUACUUUCUUACAGAACCACCGUGAUACGUGGAAAAGAAGAUUAGGGAUACGGACAUAUAAGGUGGUUCCUUUUACUCCGAGUGCUGGUGUUCUCGAGUGGGUAAAUGGCACUUUACCUUUAGGUGAAUAUCUUACAGGAAGUACAAGAAGUGGAGGUGCCCAUGGGCGUUAUGGAACAGGAGAUUGGUCAUUUCCCAAAUGCAGGCAACACAUGGCUACAGAAAAUAACAAGCGCAAGGCAUUCCAGGAAGUCUGCGACAAUUUCAGACCAGUGAUGCAUCACUUUUUUCUAGAGAGGUUUUUACAUCCAGCUGACUGGUUUGAAAAACGACUUGCUUAUACAAGAAGUGUGGCAGCUAGUUCAAUGGUUGGUUACAUUGUGGGUCUUGGAGAUCGACAUUCCAUGAACAUCCUAAUUGACCAAGCAACUGCAGAAGUUGUACACAUUGAUCUGGGUGUUGCAUUUGAGCAAGGAUUGAUGCUAAAAACACCUGAACGGGUUCCCUUCAGGCUCACAAGAGACAUCAUAGAUGGUAUGGGAGUAACUGGAGUGGAAGGUGUUUUCAGAAGGUGUUGUGAAGAAAAUCUUUCAGUCAUGCGCACAAAUAAAGAAGCUUUGCUCACCAUCAUUGAAGUUUUUAUCCAUGAUCCUUUAUACAAGUGGGCCCUAUCACCCCUAAAAGCUUUGGAGCGCCAAAAGGAAACUGAUGAUGAUCUGGAGGCAAGCUUGGAGGAGUCUGAAGAAGGAUAUGAAGGAAAUAAAGAUGCAGCACGUGCUCUUUUGCGUGUUAAGCAGAAACUUGAUGGAUAUGAAGAGGGUGAAAUGAGAAGUGUGCAUGGACAGGUUCAACAACUGAUACAGGAUGCAAUCGAUCCUGAUCGCCUAUGCCAAAUGUUUCCUGGGUGGGCGUCUUGGCUCUAAUGUACAGGUUUUUUUUUGUACCGAUUUUACCCUUGUACAUCUUUUGAGGCUUUCCUUGUUUGGUGGGUGAGUACAUACGUACAGUUAUGAGUUUUGUCCUAUAUAUUCUACUUUCUGUACAGUCUACCUCUAAUGUAAGGUCUGAUGUUGUACCCAAGUUUUCCAUCAGCAUCUUCUUUGUUCCAUUCAAAAUGGAUGUAAAGGACUUAAGGC
Molecule: messenger RNA, 9201 nt
Organism: Lactuca virosa
Lineage: Eukaryota; Viridiplantae; Streptophyta; Magnoliopsida; Asterales; Asteraceae
Source: the annotation of a GenBank genome assembly